AUGCCCCUCCAACCUCACACCUACUCAGAUGAAGCCAAAAUGGCUACUCAGAACGACCAACUCCCUUCGCUUCCCCCCGAGCUGUGGCAAUCGAUUUUAUCGCACUUGUCGAACAGCGACAUCAAGUCUCUACGCCUCACAUGUAGACGCUUUGGCGAUUCGAGUCUCCGCAUCAAGCGAGUCUUCCUAUCCGCUAACCCAUUAAAUAUUGAAGUCUUCCGCGCAAUUGCGGACCACAAGACGUUCCGCCACGAUGUGACUGAAAUUGUCUGGGAUGAUGCUCGCUUUAUCGACGUCCUAGAACGAAGCGUUUCGGAAUAUGAUAUGGGCGAGGACGAGGAUGAGGGAUGCCCUAUUUGGUUUGUGAAGGCAUGCAAGGAAAACCUCGAACAGCUGGAAGAACGCAAGUAUGGCGAUGUGGAUCGCCCGGAUCACAUCGCGCGAGCAGAACAGGUUGCUGUGCAGCCUUCUCUACGAAAGUGCUGGGAGCAUCACCAGUAUCUGUUACAGCAGCAAGAAUAUGUACUAGCCGCUGAGAGCGAUAAGGACGUCUUCUUAUACGGAUUGAAGCGGUUCCCUGCACUCAAAAGAAUCACCAUCACGCCAACAGCGCACGGUUGGCUUUUUGCCCCAUUAUAUCAGACCCCGAUGAUUCGUGCAUUUCCUAAAGGAUUCAACUACCCAAUCCCGCGUGGGUGGCCGACCGCGGGGGAUCACCUGGCUCCGGCUCCGCCGUUCGCUACGCCGUGGCAAGCUCUCGAUGAAAUAGAAAAAGACAAAUAUCGCGGUUUUCGCAUCGUGACACGCGUUCUCGCGACAGAAGAACAUAAUGUCUCCGAACUGAUCAUGAAUGCCAACCAACUCGCCACUGGACUCGACUGCACGAUAUUUGAUAGCUCAUGCGAGGAAUAUGAAAAUUUGCUACGGUGCUCAAACACCCUGGUUUCUAAUAUGCAACAUAUUAGAGUGUACGCCACGCCCAUCUCCGAUCCUACUCAUGACGGCGCCGAAGACUCAAGUGCCGGAUCACUUCGUCACUUCAUUCCACUACAGACCAUCUUUCCUAUUGACAAAUGGCCAAAGCUUCGCUAUUUCGGACUGUCCCGUUUCCUGGUGUCACAAUCCGACAUCAUCUCCUUGCUUUCCGCAUUACCAGAGACCCUACGCUCCGUUGAACUGAGUUUUCUUAGAUUCGUCGAUGACGGCGGCAAUUGGCGCGAUCUCCUCACAGAGAUGCGCACUCAGAUACGCGAGAAUCGCCUCUGGCCGGACCGGGAUACGACGUCAAAACCCAGGAUCACGAUUGGGGUGAGUCCCAUUCAUUCCCGUGCUGGAUUUGGUAUUUGGCUUGAACAAGAGGUGCGCGACUUCCUUUACGGAGAGGGGGAGCACCCAUUUGACCGCGUCAAUCUUCCAAAGUGGGGAAUGGGAACUGUGCGCGAUACAUUUGAGCCCAAUCAUGAGCGGCCGUAUGUCCGUCGUGGUGUUUUAAGACAGUUGGGCUAUCUUAAGCCGAAUCAGUGA
This is a messenger RNA of Penicillium egyptiacum, 1524 nucleotides long. The record is from the annotation of a GenBank genome assembly. Lineage: Eukaryota; Fungi; Ascomycota; Eurotiomycetes; Eurotiales; Aspergillaceae.